Molecule: messenger RNA, 2063 nt
Organism: Vespa mandarinia (Asian giant hornet)
Lineage: Eukaryota; Metazoa; Arthropoda; Insecta; Hymenoptera; Vespidae
Product: mediator of RNA polymerase II transcription subunit 30
Biological process (GO): positive regulation of DNA-templated transcription
Cellular component (GO): mediator complex
Molecular function (GO): transcription coregulator activity
Source: RefSeq, a predicted model, not a curated record
AAUGUAGAGAUUUGCAUAAAACAAGCGAUUCUUUUAUUAUCAAUGAUUUGACUAACCUACAAUAUAUUUUUUUAUUGGUUUUUCCUUUUAAAAUUUCUUUAUUCUAAAUGUAUUGUAAUCAAAAAUAAUUCUUUACUCGUAUAAAUGUGAAUCGAUUAAGAUUAAUGAAUGUGUGAAGUUUAAUCUAACAUAACCUAAAACAGGUUAUACUGUAAUCUGUUUCUGUUGUUAUACAAACUUUUAAUAAAUUAGGGAUUGUUGUGAAAUAAAGAAAAAUGGCUGGCCAACAGCAUCCUUUCCCAUCUGGAUUUCCAAAUGUGCAACAAUCUGCAAUGCGAACACAAUUUGGAGGAGGACAAAUGGUUUCUGGUUUGAUGGGACCUCAACAAGGUGGUAUAGUGAGUCCACAACAAUUUGGAGUAGGUGUUGGCGUUGGAGUUGGAGUUGGAGGAGUAGGUUCUAAUGCUAUGGGAAUGCCAAAUGCUCAACAAGUUUUGGCCCAGCAACAACAACAACAACAAUCAGUUGCCAUGCAACAACAAAUGCAACAGAUGCAACAACAACAAUUGCAAUUACAGCAACAACAGCAAGCAGCUCUUGUACAACAAAGUAAUCAGACUAGUAAUCAAGCUACUACACCACAAACACCUGUCCCACCUACACAACCUCCUCCUCAACAGCAGCAGAACAAAGAUUUUAAUACUGCCAGCUUGUGUAGAUUUGGACAAGAGACUGUACAAGAUAUUGUAAGUCGUACUUUAGAUGUUUUCCAAACGCUGAAAGUACUGCAACCACCAAAUGGCACACCACAAGGAGCUAGCGUAGCCAAUGAUAAAAAGACUAAAGUGCAAGAACAGUUACGAAUGUUAAAAUUAUUAUUCAAACGUUUAAGAUUAAUCUAUGAAAAAUGCAAUGAAAAUUGCCAACUUCAAGGAAUGGAAUAUACACAUAUUGAAAGUCUGAUACCAUUGAAAGAAGAGUGGGAUAUGAAAUCUGAUGAGAAAAAAACAUCAGAAGCAUAUAGAUUAGCAUAUGAAGAAAGUAAAGAGAUCACAGAGCAAGUUGUGUUAAAAAAUAGGCACCUUAAGGAAAUCAUUGAUCAUUUAAGACGUAUCAUUUCAGAAAUAAAUACUAUGCUAAAUAUGCGUAGAUCUUAGAUCACGAAAUGUAUAUACUUAUUUAAGUUACAAUAGAUUACUACUAUAUGAUAAAAAAAUACUUAUAUCAUAAUUAAUAUAAGAAUGCGAACAGAAAUGUGUGAUUUACCUACCUCUUAGAAUAAUUUUAUUAUUGAUUGCUUGUAAUGUCAUCAACAUUCAUGGAGAUUAUGUCGUUCACUCUGAGAAUAGCUUCUGGGAUUAUUCCAAGUGGUGUCUCCAAAUUUCUCACAAAUAAUUCCAGGCAAUCAAUGUCGGAACCACGAAAUUCACCAGCAACGUGUGAAUUUUCAUAUAAACUAAAUUUUGUCUUUUUACCUGUAAGAUAAAGAAAAUAUGACAAAAUAACAGAAAAAUUUUCAGAACAAUGUGUUCAAACAAAUCACAUAGAUACUAGUCUAUAUAUAUAAUCCUAGGUAUUAUAUUUCACUUAUAGAUAUAUAAAAUCAUUGAAAUUUCUUUAAAAAAUUAUUUGAAUUCUCUCCUAUCGCGCAUUAUAUAAGUUAAACAAAAAUGGAGUCUCUUUAUUGGCGCCAUAUUCAAGUAUUACUUCGAAUAGGUUACGAUAUAUUAAAUAGGUUACGAUAUUAUUUAUUAUCUCGAUUUAUUGUAAAAAUAGAAUAUUUAUUCGAAAAAUACAAUCGAUUUUAACGUUAUUGUUGUUAUUAUGAUUAAAUGAAAAUAUAUAUAAACUGAUGAAAAACCAAGAAAACUUACCGACAAUACCAGUUAUCACACGUAGAAAACGUUCUCGUAAGAAUGCACGCGCUUCUUGUUUCUCUGAUGUCGAAAAGUCUAAUUCUAUAUUUUUUUCAUUACUUUCAUCAUUCUGUUCUUCCUUUUCAAUCAUUUUUUGUAACAAAAUAUUUUGACGAUUCAACACCAGUUCUUCACUUAUGGCGGAGG